Talaromyces amestolkiae is the source of this 2379-nucleotide messenger RNA. RefSeq lists its product as uncharacterized. Bases 1 to 2379 code for a protein of 792 amino acids. Gene Ontology annotation, molecular function: oligopeptide transmembrane transporter activity. The transcript has 3 exons. NCBI's taxonomy places the organism in Eukaryota, Fungi, Ascomycota, Eurotiomycetes, Eurotiales, Trichocomaceae. The record is from RefSeq and is a predicted model, not a curated record. Gene Ontology annotation, biological process: transmembrane transport.
AUGGAGACUCCACCAAGUAAAGAAGCUCAUCUAGAGUCUAAACCGGCCGUUUUGGACGACGCUGAGAUAGGCCAUAAUCAUGAGCCUCUCGCUGAUCUAGAGGUUGACCUUGCGACGGUUUUGGAAGAUGAUAAUGUUGAAUACUCGUAUGAAUCGCAUCGCUCUCCAUUCGCAGAGGUGAGAGCCGUGGUCCCUGAGGUUGACGACCCCGAUAUGCCCGUCAACACACUCCGAAUGUGGUUCCUAGGCAUCAUCUUUACAAUGAUCGGCUCCGGAAUCAAUCAAUUCUUCUCCCUGCGCUAUCCAUCCGUGCACAUCGUAGCCCUAGUCGCCGAACUCCUCGCUUUCCCCUGCGGUGUCUUUCUCGCAAAAGUCCUGCCCGAUUGGACCUUGAACUUUGGUCCUUUGGGGAAAUGGAGUAUCAAUCCAGACGACAAAUUCAACGUCAAAGAACAUACUGUGAUCGUGAUUAUGAGCAACGUCUCGUUCGGGUAUUUCAGCGCGGACUCUACAAAUAUCAUUCAAGCGGCAUCAGCCAAUUUCUACAAUUUCGGUCUCAAGACUGGGUUUCAGGUCCUGGUGGUUCUUUGUGCGCAGUUAUUGGGGUUUGGGGUUGCGGGUCUUUCGGCGCCGUGGAUCGUUGAGCCAGCUAGUAUUAUAUGGCCUGGAACGUUGUCCAAUUGUGCUCUUUUGGAGAGCCUACAUUCGAGGGCCAAUGUGGCUGUCGGGAAUUGGAAGGUUUCUCGUCUUCGGUUCUUUCUUUAUGUGAUGGUUGCGGCGUUUGUAUGGUACUGGUUCCCAGGCCUCAUCUUCACAGCCCUGAGCUACUUCACUUGGGUCUGCUGGAUAGCUCCCAACAACAAAGUCGUCAACCACCUCUUCGGUAUGCAGACCGGUCUGGGUCUAAGCCCUAUUACGUUUGACUGGAGUCAAAUCGCCUACAACACCAACCCGCUUCUGUCCCCCUCAUGGGCAGCCAUGAACGUCUUCGCAGGUUUCGCAAUCUGCUUUUGGCUCAUUACGCCAAUUCUGUAUUACACGAAUACAUGGUUUAGUGCUUAUCUGCCUUUGAUGACCGCUGAUGUCUAUGAUCGGUAUGGGAAUGCGUAUAACACGACUCGGGUCGUGAGUGCGGAUUAUACGCUCGACGUGGACGCGUACAGGGAGUAUUCACCACCGUAUCUACCAGUCACGUAUGCUUUUGUGUAUGGUCUGUCCUUCGCAUCAAUCACGGCCGUUAUCACUCACACCUACCUCUGGCACUGGGACGACCUCAUGGCCGCGUUCCGAGGCACCACACGACUAGACAUCCACGCUCGACUCAUGAAAGCCUACAAAAAGACACCUUGGUACUGGUACGCAAGCAUGAUCGUCGUUAUCAUGGCCAUGUCGAUCGCCAUGGUCGAAGUGUACGAUACCCAACUGCCGGUCUAUGGCGUUUUUCUCGCCUUCAUCAUACCGGCAAUCUAUAUGAUCCCCUGUGGUCUGAUCCAGGGUAUAACGAACGUAGACGCUAACCAGCUCAAUGUGCUUAGCGAAUUUAUCGGCGGGKACAUGUUUUCCGGCAGACCGCUGGCGAACAUGUGUUUUAAGAUCCUGUCAACCGAUGUUGUGGGUCAGGGAAUCUUUUUUGCAAUGGAUAUGAAAUUGGGACAUUACAUGAAAGUUCCACCACGAACACUCUUCUUUGCGCAAGGCUUCGCUACAAUCCUCGGCGCUCUGACCCAAGUCGGAGUUACGCUCUGGAUGUUGGGUAACAUCGACAAUAUCUGCAGCCUCGACCAAGCGGAUGAUUUCAGCUGUCCCAACGGCCGAACCGUGUACAGUAGCAGCGUAAUCUGGGGAUUGGUAGGGCCCAGUCGAUUGUACUCUGCCGGCAAGAUCUAUUCCUCUUUGAAUCAUUUCUUCUGGAUUGGUGCUAUUACACCGAUUAUCACCUGGGCGCUGUGGAAGUACACGAAGAAGGAUUACUGGAAGAAAGUGAAUUGGCCGUUGUUUUGGGUUGGGACUUAUAACGUGCCUCCUGGUAAUACCCUUCCCUCCCUCCUCAACCCUGUUAUAAUUCUAACGGAUGGUGAUACAGCAACCGGAAUAAACUACUCCAGCUGGGCAAUCGUCAACUUCAUCUUCAAUCACUGGAUCAAAAACAAAUUUUUCGCCUGGUGGACCAAAUACAACUACGUCCUGGCCGCUGCUCUCGACACAGGGAUCGCCAUCAGUGGUAUCAUCAUCUUCUUUUGCGUCUCGUACCCCGGGGCAGUGUUUCCGGAUUGGUGGGGGAAUAACGUGUAUUUGAAUACUGCUGAUGGGCAGGGUGUAGCUUGGUUGGAUAUUCCGGAGCAAGGGUAUUUCGGGCCGGCGAAUGGGACGUGGUCGUAG